Messenger RNA from Megalops cyprinoides (Indo-Pacific tarpon), 1398 nucleotides. It is a transcript of the gene pigm, whose product is annotated as phosphatidylinositol glycan anchor biosynthesis, class M. The record is from RefSeq and is a predicted model, not a curated record. The transcript is spliced from 5 exons. Gene Ontology annotation, biological process: GPI anchor biosynthetic process. Bases 1 to 1290 code for a protein of 429 amino acids. Gene Ontology annotation, molecular function: alpha-1,4-mannosyltransferase activity; GPI mannosyltransferase activity. Gene Ontology annotation, cellular component: membrane; glycosylphosphatidylinositol-mannosyltransferase I complex. Lineage: Eukaryota; Metazoa; Chordata; Actinopteri; Elopiformes; Megalopidae.
AUGGAAUCAGAAGUUCAUUCAGCUCAGCCUGGAGGGACAUCGUUCAUUGACUGGAUGAUGUCCAGACUUCUGAGGAAACGUGCGUUGUUUACUUUAGCAUUUUUGAUACGAAUAUUUUUGGUUGGCUUUGGAAUUUAUCAAGACAAAACAAUGGUUGUAAAAUACACAGAUAUCGACUAUCAUGUCUUCACAGAUGCCUCAAGAUUCAUUACAGAGGGUGCAUCACCCUAUCGCAGGGCUACGUACCGCUACACCCCUCUACUGGCGUGGAUUCUCACCCCCAACAUCUACCUGACGCCGGUUUUCGGGAAGCUUCUGUUUGUGACGUGCGACGUGAUGUCGGCCUACCUGAUGCACGGCGUCCUGCGGAGGCGGGGCUUGAGCUGCGAGGCGGCCUGCCGCUACUGCUCGCUGUGGCUGCUCAACCCGCUGCCCAUGGGCGUGUCGAGCCGGGGGAACGCCGAGUCCGUGCUGGCCGCGCUGGUCCUCGGCACGCUCAGCUGCGUGGAGGGGAGGCGCCUGCCGGCCGCGGCCGCCCUCUACGGCCUGUCGGUCCACAUGAAGAUCUACCCGGCGACGUACGCCCUCCCCAUCGCUCUGUCCCUGCAGACCCGGGAGGAGGCCGGCGCAAGCGGGGCGGGGGGCGGAGACAGGGGCAGCAUGGUGAGGCUCGUCCGCAGACUCCUCAACAGGGACCUGCUGCAGUUCGCGGCCGUGGCGGGAGGAGUGUUCUUUGGGCUCAACCUGCUGUUUUACCACAUGUAUGGCUGGGAAUUCCUGCAGGAGACAUACCUCUACCACCUGACAAGGCGUGACAUACGUCACAACUUCUCACCCUACUUCUACAUGCUGUACCUGACGGCGGAGAGCGAGUGGAGUCUGGCGCUGGGCCUAGCUGCCUUCCUGCCUCAGCUGGCCCUGCUUCUGAUCACCAGCCUGGCCUUCCACUCCGACCUGCCUCUCUGCUGCUUCCUGCAUACUGCCAUCUUCGUCAGCUUCAACAAAGUCUGCACCUCUCAGUACUUCCUAUGGUAUCUGUGCCUGCUGCCUCUCGUUCUGCCUCGUCUCUCGAUGUCACUCAGGCGUGGAGUGGGGCUGCUCCUGCUGUGGUUUGCCGGACAGGCAAUAUGGUUGGCACCAGCAUACUAUCUGGAAUUUGAAGGACAGGACACAUUUGUACUAAUUUGGCUGGCUGGCUUACUGUUCCUGGGAAUUAACUCAUUCAUACUGGUACAGAUCAUUUCCAAUUACAAAGGAACAGACAUCCAGCGGAAAGGGAAAUUGGACUAAUUUACAGAAAUAUGUAGCAUUUUCUGCUGAAGAGGUUUGGUAUGUGUGGUUUAAGAAUCAUAUGGACCUUGAUAUUGACACAAUACAGGCAUUUUUGCUUGGAAUGUA